AUGAGCAUGCAACGUCAAGAAAACCGGUGCCAAAUCUUUAAGGAGUGUGCAAGAGUAAACCACGCCCUUGUAGAAACCUUGUACAAACCCACGCCCUUGGGCCCUUGUAAAAACCACGCCCCAAACACGCCCCCCCCUUGUACAAACCACGCCCUGUACAAACCACGCCCUUGUACAAACCACGCCUUGUACCAAGAAACCACGCCCUUGUACAAACCACGCCCUUGUACAAGCCACGCCCUUGUACAAACCACGCCCUUGUACAAACCACGCCCUUGUACAAACCACCCCCGUAAAAACACGCCCUUGUACAAACCACGCCUUGUACAAACCACGCCCUUGUACAAACCACAAACCACGCCUUAUAGAAACCACGCCUUUAUAUUAGAAAACCACGCCUUAGACCCACGCCUGAAACCACGCCCUGCCCUAGAAACCACGCCUCGUAGAAACCACGCCUUAGUAGAACCACGCCCUUAUAGAAACCACGCCCUUAUUAGAAACCACGCCCUUAUAGAAACCACCGCGCCUCGUAGAAACCACGCCCUUAUAGAAACCACAAACCACGCCCUUGUAGAGAAACCACGCCUCGUAGAAACCACGCCCUUGUAUACGCCCUUGUACAAACCACAAACCACGCCCUUAGAGAAACCACGCCCUUGUAGAAACCACGCCCUCUUAGAAACCGACGCCCUUAAACCACGCCCCACGCCCCCACGCCCUAGAAACCACGCCUUAGAAACCCACGCCCUUAGAAACCACGCCCUUGUAGAAACCACGCCCUUGUACAAACCACGCCCUUAUAGAAACCACGCCCUCGUAGAAACCACGCCCUUAAACCACGCCCUUGUAUUGAAAACCACGCCCUUGUACAAACACGCACGCCCUUAUAGAAACCACGCCCUUGUAGAGAACCACGCCCUUGUACAAACCACGCCCUUGUACAAACCACGCCCUUGUACAAACCACGCCCUUAUAGAAACCACGCCCUCAAACCACGCCCUUGUAGAAACCACGCCCUUGUACAAACCACGCCCUUGUACAAACCACGCCCUUAGAAACCAGCACAAACCACGCCCUUGUACAAACCACCCCUUGUACAAACCACGCCCUUGUACAAACACGCCCUUAGAAACCACGCCUUGUACAAACCACGCCCUUAAACCACGCCUUGUAGAAACCACGCCCUUAUGUACAAACCACGCCCUUAGAGAAACCACGCCCUACAAACCACGCCCUUAUAGAAACCACGCCCUUAGAAACCACGCCCUUAAACCACGCCCUUGUAGAAACCACGCCCUUACAAACCGCCCUUUAGAAACCACGCCCUUGUACAAACCACGCCCUUAUAGAAACCACGCCCUUAUAGAAACCACGCCCUUGUAG
Molecule: messenger RNA, 1386 nt
Organism: Penaeus vannamei (Pacific white shrimp)
Lineage: Eukaryota; Metazoa; Arthropoda; Malacostraca; Decapoda; Penaeidae
Source: RefSeq, a predicted model, not a curated record